Molecule: messenger RNA, 1059 nt
Organism: Fusarium sp. VM40
Lineage: Eukaryota; Fungi; Ascomycota; Sordariomycetes; Hypocreales; Nectriaceae
Source: the annotation of a GenBank genome assembly
AUGAUGAGAUUUAGUGGAAUAGCGCAGUUGCACAUCAUCUUGUGCUGCCUGCUGACUUUUUGCCUUGCGAAAGAUGACGAAAACUAUGACAACUCGACUAAUUUUCGGCCUCGCAAUGUCACUGGCCUCGGUGACUUCUAUCAAUGGGUUGGAUCGUAUUAUAACGCGACAGCAGAAGUCGAAUUGAACCCCGUCUUCGGAGACGUUUGGAACGAAAGCUUCUUUGGCCCUGACUACACUGAUAAUCUGUGUUCCAAGCUAAAGAACUCUAUCCAAACCGUCAAGUACGACGCUAUUCUUAGCAUCCUUGAGAAGGGGGAAUGGAACGCUGGAAGUAACUCUGUUGUCUUCUGGCUGACUCUUAUCCCAAAAUCCUUAGCGGGGUUCAAUGUAUCUUCUCUUGGUGCUGAUUUCAUGUAUUCAUCUCAAUCUGGGGGACUUCAAUUUCCCCUGUAUUCUGUCCAUUCAAGCCCACAUGGAUAUUGGCGCCCCACAGAGGGAAAAGGGCCUGAUCUUUUCAACUUCACAACCAGCCAGACAAAAUCAGGAGCUUACAACCUCAGUGCGUUAAUCGAUCGUAAUAUACCGGAAUCAUACUCGUCAAGUUUAAACCUCACCAUGCCCGUAUGUAACACUACUGAGCUCAGCGGCGACUACAUGAUAAGCGUGCAGGAGUUUCAGUCUUGGCAGGCAGAGGGCUGGGAUGACUUUCGAUACCCCAGCAUGAGCAUCCAGUUUGACAGCAAGACAGCCAACAUGACUAUGGAUGCUGUAUUCGCUGCUAGACCAUACGAGCAGUCUAACGUGAGUAAUUGGCAGGGGCCUACGACAGGCGACCCCGGUGCUCAUGGCUUCAUGCAAAUUCGCGUCUCUGGGGCUAUUGAUACAUACCAUUCGGAUUCACUUAGUCUUGAAAAUGAGAGACCUGUCUGGCUACGAACAGUGGGUUUCGGGAACGAUUCAUCGAAUAUUGGAUAUGACAGUGGAGCUAUCAAGUUGUCCUCUGGGUCUACUCUUGCUAUGAUUGCCAUUGCUAUAUCUAUUGCUAUAAUGCUUUGA